ACCAUCAUGGCACCUUCUAUGCUAACAGCAAAAGUGGGCGUUGCUCCUCACCCAGGGGACCCUGCUCCCCCUUCAUCAACAGAGCAUUCGGAUGUGGAGUGCCCCAUCUGUUACCACGAGUACAACCCGUACCACAAGUGCCCCCGCAUGUUGGAGUGUUUGCACGUCUUUUGCACUGAGUGUCUACACAGAAUCCAGCUGUGCCCACUUGCUCCCGGGGACCCCCACAGCCCACCCGCCAUCCCCUGCCCGCUCUGUCGCCACCUCACCCCCCUCGAGAGCGGAGAUGCCCACUCUCUCCCCUGUAACUCCCUCAUACUCGCCCGUCUGGCCCCAGUGCCCUUCAGACUGCCUGCCACCAUGGCCACACCUUUAGCCACAGUGACCCAGAGAGUGGUGUUGUCUCUGGAAGGAGAGAACCGUGAUGCCCGCUACAUCAUCCUGCCCACGGUGAGCCUCAGGGUGCAGCAGAUGCACCCGGCCAGACCAUACGGGACUGCCCCUGGUCUGAUGGGUGAGGAGGAGGCUAUACAGCAGAGCUCGAGGACUCUGCGCAGGGUGCAGGUGCUGGCUGUGCUCUUUUGGGUCGUGUUUGUGAUCAUCUGUGUGAUUGGAGUGGUGUUUGGGCCACAUUUCUUCAACAGAAAAUUAUAGGUUUGUCACAGCUGGCGACUUGUAAAGGUCCAUGAUUGGCAGUUAUAAAAAGAGGCAGCAGCUCCCUCUAGCGGAUACAUUUGUAAUAAAGAUUUU
Messenger RNA from Boleophthalmus pectinirostris (great blue-spotted mudskipper), 750 nucleotides. RefSeq names its product RING finger domain-containing protein. Bases 7 to 654 code for a protein of 215 amino acids. Lineage: Eukaryota; Metazoa; Chordata; Actinopteri; Gobiiformes; Gobiidae. The record is from RefSeq and is a predicted model, not a curated record. The transcript has a single exon. Gene Ontology annotation, molecular function: ubiquitin protein ligase activity. Gene Ontology annotation, biological process: protein ubiquitination.